Messenger RNA from Leptosia nina, 1668 nucleotides. The record is from the annotation of a GenBank genome assembly. NCBI's taxonomy places the organism in Eukaryota, Metazoa, Arthropoda, Insecta, Lepidoptera, Pieridae.
AUGCGCGGGAACCACUUGUCGUCGCUUGUUUUUCGAUUUGUUGAUUACACAAAGACAAAAGAAGAUACGGCCAUGAUCUUCUUAAUUUGGGCUGCCGUGUUACUAGCCAUUAUCUAUAUCUACCACCGAAGAGCAUAUUCGAGGUUUUCGUCAAACGAUGUCAAAUAUAUACCGCCUGCACCAUUUAUCGGAAAUGUCGGGCCAAUCAUUUUUCGGAAAAUACAUUUUGUCGAUGAUUUAACCCGAUUUUAUGCAUCAUUUCCAGACGAAAGGUUCGUGGGUAGAUACGAAUUUAUGAAUUCCAUCAUCAUCCUCCGAGAUCUAGAGCUGAUUAAGAAAAUAACUAUAAAGGACUUCGAGUAUUUCCUUGAUCAUAGAGGUUUCGCAGAUGAGGAAGUGGAACCGAUAUUCGCGAGGAAUCUUUUCUCAUUAAAAGGUGAUGAAUGGAAGGAUAUGCGAUCGACUUUGAGUCCAGCAUUCACAAGUUCCAAAAUUCGAGUGAUGGUGCCUUUUAUGGAAGAGGUUGGCAACCAGAUGACUGCACUCAUGGCAAAAAGGAUAAACGACAAUAGAGGAGAGGCUGUUGAGAUGGACGUCAGGGAUCUUACGCGGCGCUAUGCGAAUGACGUCAUCGCUUCAUGUGCGUUUGGUCUAAAGGUGGACUCUCAAACUAAAGACACCGAGUUCUUUGAAAUGGGAAAGAGAGCGUCUUCAUUUAAGCUAAGGCAAAUGAUCAUGUUCUUUGCUUACAGCGCACUGCCAGGAUUGGUUAAGCGUCUCAAAAUGACACUAUUCUCAAAGGAAACGACAAAUUUCUUCACAAAUGUUGUUAUGGACACCAUGCGACACAGAGAAGCCCAUAAUAUUAUUCGACCUGAUAUGAUACAUCUACUGAUGGAAGCCAAAAAAGGUCAAUUACAGCACGAGGAUAAAUCAAAGAGUACUAUCCGCGACGCCGGAUUCGCCACAGUCGAAGAAUCUGCAGUUGGGAAGAAAGUAAUUCAGAGAAACUGGUCUGACAAUGACCUUAUAGCUCAAGCUGUUUUAUUCUUCAUUGGCGGUUUCGAAACGAUAUCUUCAGCUAUGUCAUUUACUCUGCGUGAGCUGGCUUUAUGUCCAGAAGCUCAAGAGAAGUUAGCAAAAGAAAUAAAAGAAGAUUCAUUGAAAAAUGGUGGUAAAAUUGACUACAAUUCCAUCCAUAACUUGCCAUACAUGGAUAUGGUAAUAUCAGAGGUGCUAAGAUUGUGGCCUCCCGGUUUCCAGUUAGAUAGGGUUUGUGCAAAGGACUAUAAUUUGGGAAGAGCCAAUGAUGCGUCUCAAAAGGAUUACAUUCUUCGAAAAGGUGAACAGGUAAUCAUACCAGUUUGGCCUAUACACCGAAAUCCGGAGUACUUUCCAAACCCCGACAAGUUUGAUCCAGAGCGGUUCUCUGCUGAGAAUAAACACCUUAUUAAACCGAUGGCAUACAUGCCAUUCGGAGUUGGUCCUAGGAAUUGUAUAGGUUCAAGGUUCGCUCUGCUAGAGGUGAAGAUGUUUAUUUAUCAGUUUCUAUUGAAAUUGGAAGUUUCGCCAUCCUCGAAGACAGAACCUAAGGCGAAGCUUGCCUUGGAUAGCUUUAACCUUAAUCUUGAAGGAGGCACGUGGUUGAAUUUCAAGAUACGACAAUAG